This is a messenger RNA of Trichoderma harzianum CBS 226.95, 1747 nucleotides long. RefSeq lists its product as hypothetical. The record is from RefSeq and is a predicted model, not a curated record. The transcript is spliced from 2 exons. The coding region runs from base 377 to 1747 and encodes 456 amino acids. Lineage: Eukaryota; Fungi; Ascomycota; Sordariomycetes; Hypocreales; Hypocreaceae.
GCUCUUUGUUUUAUUUUUAUCUUUUUUUAAUCUACCGGCAGCGAACAGCUCGGCCGCUCUCGUUUUGGUCCCUGCUGCUUGGAUCCUUUGUUUGGACGCAUUUCAUCUUGCGAGCGACAUUGAAUGCCGGUCUACUCGGGCUCUUGUUCUUGCUGCGAUCAAAUACAGCGCUUCCCCAUGCAUAGCGUUGACGAUUCUUGCUCUUCCGCGGCGAUGCGACAGAGGAGUAGCUGAACGAGACGAUCCGAUUCGAUACGACGCUUCUAAACACGCAUUCAAGUCGAGACACUCUGCAUUCUAAUUUAUGAUACGGCUGGAGGAGGCGGCUUCUGCGUUUGUUGCUCGUUUGGACUGAAGAGCAGAGCAGCGGCUUAUCAUGGCCACUCUGCCAACUGGCUGGGAGUGGGACUAUGACGGCAGUCGAUGGCUCUACCGAUACAAGCCUACCGGUCAUGUCCAAUACCAUUUCCCCAAUGCGGGCGACGAGUUCCCCGACUAUAUCGACGCCAGGUCUCCGGCCCCAGACCUCGCACCCGAGGAGCGGCUCGAGUCGCAGCAACAAGUCAAACGACAUGCGAGUGUCAGCGGGACCGGCCGCGCUGGAGAAGACAGAGAUGGAUGGAGAUCGCGCAUGUCCGCAACGGCGCAGCCCGUCAGUGCAGUCUGGGAGGACGAUUUUGGGAGGGAGGACAGUCAUGUGGAGGAGGCCGAGGAAGAGGAGGGAGUGUUCCAGCCCGAGAACUUCAUGUUUCUAGGCCCAGGCGCAUAUACGGAUGUAAGCCCGCUGAAUGAAGAGGAGGAAGAGGCAGCGAGGAGGACAGUGGUGGGAGAGCUAAAGGCUGGACAAUCGACGGAUACUAGAGGUGUCAGCCCCAUGGUGAGCCAGAAUACGACGCCAAUGACACGGACGACCGAGACUGUGGCCAGUGGAUCUACGACUGUCGUGAACCAACGAGCUGUUGAGCCACCACCACCUGUAAUGCAUCAUGAGGAGCAAACAACAUUAGUAUCCCCGCAGGAGUAUAUCAUGGGAAGUGAUAUCGUGGGAGAAGCGAGUGCACCAGUUGAUGAUGGAGGCUACCACUAUGAGAUGUAUGAGCUUCCGGUUGAAACCGCCAUCCCGAUGCAUCUCCAGUUUGAUCCCGUGGGUUUCGUGGCCGAGAUGCCGACGGAACACACAGCAUCUGCCCGUGUCGAGACACACCCUGACCCCAUUGAACUGGCGGACAACUACGUUAUGGCGCCGAUUGAGACGGAACCACGGCCUGGCUAUGUGGAGCUGCCGGUUGAGUUUACUCCUUUGGAGGAGGGGGCUGUGAGGCAAGAAAAAUUGACAGAGGAACAACAGUUGGAGCUGCGGCGACAGGAGGUGAGACGACAGCAAGAGGAGAGGCAGCGUGGGGUGCAACAGAGACAAGAGGAGCGGAAGAGACGGGAAGAAGAAGAGUUGCAAAGGGAGCUACAGCAGCAACAGCAACAGCAACAGCAGAGCGAGGUCCAGAGCCCAUCUCAAGAACAAGGCAACGACGUCCCAAACCAAUUCAAGAUUGCCAGGAAGCCGACACUUCGAGAAUCUAGCGCCGCUUACAAUGCCUUUUCAGCAAACCGUACAGCUCGCGAACGCGCUUCCGGCACGGAUAAUGAGCCCGGCUUUGCAACGAGAGGCAUCGCUGAACUUGAGCAUGAGGCCGAGUGCCGAGUCCACGCCGCCGGUGGACCGAUUCCCCUCUGUUCUGAAGCCAGCUAG